Molecule: messenger RNA, 1481 nt
Organism: Helianthus annuus (common sunflower)
Lineage: Eukaryota; Viridiplantae; Streptophyta; Magnoliopsida; Asterales; Asteraceae
Product: multicystatin
Exons: 6
Coding region: 37-1215 (392 amino acids)
Molecular function (GO): cysteine-type endopeptidase inhibitor activity
Source: RefSeq, a predicted model, not a curated record
GCCGAGUUGUAGGUUUUUCGUACCACAAACAAAAAGAUGUCACUUGUUGGAGGAAUUACAGAAGUAAAGGACUUUGCAAACAGCAUUGUGAUCGACGAUCUCGCUCGAUUCGCCGUCGAUGAAUACAACAAGAAGCAGAAUACCCUGCUGGAAUUUAGGAAGGUACUGAAUGCAAAGGAGCAGAUAGUUGCUGGUACAUUGUAUUAUAUCACACUUGAUGCAGCUAAUGGUGGUAUCAUAAAGACUUAUGAAGCCAAGGUUUGGGUUAAGGAAUGGGAAAACUUCAAAGAAUUGCAAGAGUUCAAGCCUGUUGAUGCUGCCACCCCAGUUAUUGGAGGAAUUACAGAAGUAAAGGACUUUGCAAACAGCCUUGUGAUCGACGAUCUCGCUCGAUUCGCCGUCAAUGAAUAUAGCAAGAAGCAGAAUACCCUGCUGGAAUUUGGGAGGGUACUGAAUGCAAAGGAGCAGAUAGUUGCUGGUACAUUGUAUUAUAUCACACUUGAAGCAACUGAUGGUGGUGUCAAAAAGACUUACGAAGCCAAGGUUUGGGUUAAGGAAUGGGAAAACUUCAAAGAAUUGCUGGAGUUCAAGCCUGUUGAUGCUGCCACCCCAGUCAUUGGAGGAAUUACAGAAGUAAAGGACUUUGCAAACAGCCUUGAGAUCGACGAUCUCGCUCGAUUCGCCGUCGAUGAACACAACAAGAAGCAGAAUACCCUGCUGGAAUUUGGGAAAGUACUGAAUGCAAAGGAGCAGAUAGUUGCUGGGAAAUUGUGUUAUAUUACACUUGAAGCAACUGAUGGUGGUGUCAAAAAGACUUAUGAAGCCAAGGUUUGGGUUAAGCCAUGGGAAAACUUCAAAGAAUUGCAGGAGUUCAAGCCUGUUGAUGCUACCACCCCAGUCAUUGGAGGAAUUACAGAAGUAAAGGACUUUGCAAACAGCCUUGUGAUCGACGAUCUCGCUCGAUUCGCCGUGGAUGAACAAAACAAGAAGCAGAAUACCCUGCUGGAAUUUGGGAAGGUACUGGAUGCAAAGGAGCAGGUAGUUGCUGGUACGUUGUAUUAUAUCACACUUGAAGCAACUUAUGGUGGUGUCAAAAAGACUUGCGAAGCCAAGGUUUGGGUUAAGCCAUGGGAAAACUUCAAAGAAUUGCUGGAGUUCAAGCAAUUGUUGGUGCUGCCACCUCAGCAUAAACUUCCAUCUGGGCAAGAGUCCUAGGAGACCGCUACCAGGGUGUGAACCUUAAUCUUAUAAAUAAUUUCGUUUGGUUAAUAAUAAACGUACGGUUCUUGCAUUACAUUGCAAGUUUAUGCCGCUGCGUAUGUUUGCUUAAAUAAUUCUGUUUGGUUAGUAAUAAACGGUUUUUGCAUUACAUUGCAAGUUUAUGCCGCUAGAUGACAUCUAGUAAAUUCUAUCACGUUAACGCGUGUCUUUGUAAUACAACUUGUUUGGAUCUAUUUAUACUGGUGUCUUUUUAUCUAUAA